GAUUUGAUUAAAUAGGAUGUUGACUCCAGAUCCUUUAAAGAGAAUUAAAUUUCAUGAGAUCCAUUUACAUUCUUAUAUGAGAAGUAAUCAGGUGCCUUUUUAUUUAUUAAUGCCAUUUAAGGGAGAAGAGAAAUCAAUGAUGAAGUCUUUGAGAAAUUAAUUUAAAUACCUUCUGUCAAUGUGAA
Molecule: messenger RNA, 185 nt
Organism: Paramecium primaurelia
Lineage: Eukaryota; Ciliophora; Oligohymenophorea; Peniculida; Parameciidae
Source: the annotation of a GenBank genome assembly